Messenger RNA from Trichosporon asahii var. asahii CBS 2479, 2349 nucleotides. RefSeq lists its product as uncharacterized. The record is from RefSeq and is a predicted model, not a curated record. Gene Ontology annotation, biological process: regulation of transcription by RNA polymerase II. Bases 1 to 2349 code for a protein of 782 amino acids. Lineage: Eukaryota; Fungi; Basidiomycota; Tremellomycetes; Trichosporonales; Trichosporonaceae. The transcript is spliced from 2 exons. Gene Ontology annotation, molecular function: RNA polymerase II cis-regulatory region sequence-specific DNA binding; DNA-binding transcription factor activity.
AUGCCCACCGUGGCUACCGUCGCAGCCAGGCAACAACUUCCUCACCCCAAUGCACACCUCCACGACCCAGUCGACCCGGUAGACUCGCGUACCCCCCUCGCAUCUCCCACCCACACCGCAGCAUCCACCCCCCAACAGUCGCCCCGCCGAUUCCAGUUCAGGCAGUCAUCCAUCCCCCCGCCGGGUGCACGUCCGCCCACUAUGAUCCGCAGGGCUUCCCGCUUUGACCCCAUGGACACCUCUGCCUCUCCCACUAAUGAAGAUGAACAGUCCCACGGCGACCUGGGCUCGAGACAUCCCCUCCGCAGAAUACGAGAGGACGUUGCCCCGCACGAGAAGCAGCAACAGCAACCACCGUCUCGGCAGGACUCGGGCGAAAGUGUUAGUCUCCCGGGCAUCAAGGCUCUCCUCAAUGUCGCGGACCAACCUCCGCUCCUGUCCUCGCCGUUCGGCAACUCUCUGUUCUCAUCUCCGACCGCUGCCUCUGCUUCAUCCGCCGUUUCGCCCCUCGACUCGCCACGUUCGCGCACGUCUCGCUUCUCGUCUUUCGCCUCGUCUGAGCCUGGAUGGUGGGCGCCCGACGACCGGGAUCGCUCUGGUUCAUUCUCAAGCGCAUCGCAGCCGCGCGGAUCAUUCAGUCGGGGUCCGCUCAAUGAGGAGCCCGACUUUAAGCGACGCCGGUCUGAUCUUCCGCCCGCGCUCGAGGAUGCUGAUGAGGUGGCGCGCUUGAAGUGGCAGGCGCAGAGCAGGAAUGCUUCGUUCCCCGUCUCGGGCUCCGGAUCUGUGUCGGGCGGUCCUGGGUUUGGUCACGGACUGCGCACCAUGCUCUAUCCUCCCAUCGCCUCUGGUUCUCGAGGAUCGAUCUCGGGCAACCUGCCUUCGCCUCUGUCGCCAUCCAUCGAGUCCCGUUUCGACAGCGACUACCACUCUUCGUCGAUGCGCAACUCGCCCAUGACUGGACCGCUGGCCCGCUCGUUUGCUGAGCUUUCUGCCAACGACAGCGGACCGUCCGACCGACGGCCGUCGACCUUGUCCCGGCGAUCAAACGACUCGAUUCCGCCCCUGCCUUCGAGCCGCCGAGAGUCCGUCGCUAGCCUAGUGGCUCCGGACGAUCACCCUGGUCGCUCUUUGACACGACCCCCUUCGCCCGAACCCUCCAGCAAGCAAGGCGCCCCGCGCAGGUCGUCUCUUGCGGAGCUAAUCAUGGCGCAGAGCGGUGACGACGUCGCCAUGCGCCGUUCCAAGGAGAAUCAGUAUCUCUCGACCCCGCCCGUUAAGAAUGGUGACGCCGGGUCUCCCAAACUGUUCCACCUCGCACCUCGACGUGAAUCCACCGAGUCUGCGCUCUCGAUUCAGUCGGUACCCGCCUUUUCGGAUCCGUUGUCUCCCAAGCGACUCGCUGCGCACAACAGUCGCCGAGGAUCAGCAGCAUCGACGCCCAAGCCAAUGGUCGACAUUCGACGGUCGUCUUUCGCCUCUACUGUCGGCGGAGCGGACGACGAUGAACUCGACGUCAAGGGAGACCCGGGAAUGCACGGCAUGGAGGUCCUCGCUGAAUCUGCACGACGCGUUGCGGACGCGGAGCGCAACAAGGCGGUCUCGAGCAACAAUGCCAGCAGCAACGGCGACAUGGAGUCGUCGCCGCCAAAGGCGAGCGGGUCAAGCACCGGACCCAAGUACACGUGCCAGUUUUGUCACAAGACGUUCUCCCGACCGUCGUCAUUGAGGAUCCACACGUACUCUCACACUGGUGAGCGACCCUACGUGUGCAAGGAACCGACUUGUCGACGACGGUUCUCUGUGCAGUCGAACCUGAAGCGGCACGCCAAGGUUCAUCAAAUCCAGGCGCAGCAGGCGCAGGCUUCGCAGAUGGCGCAUCAGGCGCAUCAGCGAAGUGUGCCGCCACCACAUCCGGGACAUAUGGGUGGACCGAUGGGCCACCCGCCACCGCCCCCGGUGUACAAUUACGCUGGGCGCCCGCCUCACCCUGGACCUCACAUGGGCCACCCGCCGAUGGGCGGUCCUCCCAACGGACCGGGCUAUCAUGGUCCACCGCCGCCGUUCAUGAACCACCCCUACGACAUGCCGCCUCACCGCGGGGGACCCGGCGGACCUGCUCAUGGUCCACCUCCGCAUGACGUAGGACCGAUGCACUACCGACCUGGCCCACCGGGACCCCCUGGGCCAGGCGGACCAGCGCCUGGCGGCAACGCUAGCGCUGGCGGUCGACGACCGGAUCGGAACGGGUUCGGACCCGGGCGUGGCGGUUCAGGGCCCGGAGGCGAAUGGGUGACGGACGAGGAGGACGAGCUCGACGACGAUGUGCACUGCAAGAGGGAGCCAGCUUAG